AUGGCUACCAACCCCAAGGCUGCAACGCAGGAGGAGGCGGACCCGACCCUCCAAGAGUGGCUACAUGUGACACUACAAGCAUGCAUUGCGCCUGACGUGGAUGCCCCGUCCGAGGAGAGCGUCAAGUCGCUCGUGGCUGCCGUCUCGUCGCACCUCGGCUCUGUACGCUCCGCAAGUGACCUCGAGUCUCUACUCGCCGUCUCGGCGCCGACCUCCUCGCUGCGCUUUAUCUGCCCGUACGGCUGCCUCAACGUCCAAGUUGCACUCCCACGCGAGGCCUCCACCCCCGAGUUUGCCGCUGCUGAGCUCGCCUCCAUUAUUGCCUCUCUUGUCCGCCAUUGCUAUGAGGAGCACCCAGACGGCGAGCUCCCGCCGCCCAAGCUCCCGCUCACCUCGCUCGCCUCGCACCGCAUGCCGCCUGGCCAGCACUGCGCCCAUUCGGGCUGCGAGUUCACCUCGUUUGCCGUCGCCGCGCGCUCGCGCAAGAUGGAGGUCCUCAAGCACGAGCAGACCUUUCAGAUCCAUCAGGAGCACUUUGCAAACCAUUCGCUCGUCUGCCCGCGCUGCAUCGAGCUCAUCGGCGAGGGGGUGUGGAGCUCAAACCCCGAAGAGAACAAGCGCGGCGACUUUUCCGCCCGCUCAGACCACGAGUGCGGCCAUGUCGGCUGCAACUGGGUCUCCAUGGCCGCCACCCCGGCCGCCCGCAAGUACUCGGUCUCGCAGCACGAGCGCGCCCUCCGCCCGCACAAGGACCACCGCCUCACCCACGGCGCUAACUGCCCCCGCUGCGUCCUUCUCCUCCAGAAGGGCGUGUGGAAGCCCGAGACUGCCGCAGAGGCCAUGAUCGUCUCGCACGCUCCCAUGCAGGCCACAGAGCAGCAGUCAUACGGUGGCCGGCCUGAGCUCGGCGGCAUGGUCGGCGGAAACUUUGACUACGACUACAUGGCAGCUGCCCAGAUGGCCCUCGCCGCCGCCCAGAUGGCCCAGAUGCAGGCCCAGAUGCAGCAGCAACAGCAGCAGGGCGCUCCCGGCGACGAUUCGAACUCGGCCAUGCAGGGCAUGGGUGGCAUGAUGGGCAUGGGCGGCAUGAGCCCGUACGGCAUGCCGUUUGGCAUGCCCAUGUUCAUGCCAGGCAUGAACGGCAGCGCUCCGGGCAUGAUGCCCUCGUUUGGCAUGCCCGGCAUGCCAGGCGCUGAUCCGACCCAGCAUCAGGCCACACAGCCCACUCCCGCCCAGCCCGCCGCCCCUGCCCAGCUUGCCGCUCAAGGCAGCCAGGCCACCUCCGAGGCUCAGCCGCCCGCUGAGCCCUCGACCCAGCAGCCGACCAAGGAUGGUGCCGGCGAGGGUCAGGGCCAGGCCAGCCAAGCCAAGGGUCAGCAGGGCCAGGCCCAGGGCCAGGCCACGCCCAACUUUAUGAUGCCGCCGUGGAUGUCGCCGUAUGGUAUGGGCGGAAUGAGCGCCAUGCCCGGUAUGCCCGGUAUGCCUAACAUGGGUGCCAUGGGCAACAACGGCAUGAUGCCUGGUAUGCCCGGUAUGGGCGGAAUGCCGGGCUUUACCGGCAUGAUGCCCGGCAUGCCCGGCAUGCCCGGCAUGCACAACCAGAGUGUAGCCGCGUCACAGGGCCAGGCGGCCCAGGCCCAGGCCCAGGGCCGGACUCAGGGCCAGACUCAGGGCCAGGAGGCGCAGCCGACCGAGCCGACCCCUGCUCCCACCGACGCUGAGCGCGGUGUCAAGCGGACUGUAGACGACACGGCCAAGAACGGUUCUCUUGGCGAGAACCCCGUCGCCGCUGCUUCCGGUGCUACCGCUCCUCCCCAGGUGCCCGGCCUCGCCUCGGGCGGCCAGCUUCCACCGGCCGACGACGUUCUCGACGAGCCGCCGCUCAAGCGCCAUGCUGGUCUUGCCUCCUGA
This is a messenger RNA of Thecamonas trahens ATCC 50062, 1911 nucleotides long. RefSeq lists its product as uncharacterized. The record is from RefSeq and is a predicted model, not a curated record. Lineage: Eukaryota; Apusomonadida; Apusomonadidae. The transcript has a single exon. Bases 1 to 1911 code for a protein of 636 amino acids.